Patiria miniata (bat star) is the source of this 3137-nucleotide messenger RNA. Its product is annotated as TBC1 domain family member 10B-like. Lineage: Eukaryota; Metazoa; Echinodermata; Asteroidea; Valvatida; Asterinidae. The record is from RefSeq and is a predicted model, not a curated record. Bases 235 to 2967 code for a protein of 910 amino acids. The transcript is spliced from 9 exons.
AGACAAGGUAAAAGAGCACCAGGUUUUCUUCGGUUCCGUACGUGUUUUCAUACAACACUGAAUAAGGGUUAUUUGGGGUUGAAACAUUCGAUAAAAUGGAGGAUUGGGGUGCGAAGAGAUUUCUACUGUCAAAAACAUGGGUCUCAGAGAGGUGAUAGUUGACCUUAAAUUCAUUGUGAUCUGACAGUAAGUGCGGCGUAACUUCAAGAUACCAGUGGCUCUGGCAACCCCGUUAUGGAUAUGGCUAUGAGCAAUGGACACGAUGUGGUCGAGGAUGUUCCAAUUGACGGAGCCUCGGUCGCCUCCAGUGAGGAUUAUAAUAAUGCCCCGCCCAGUCCGUCCUCAUUGGCCGAUGAGCAGGGCAUGACAGCCAAUGGCAUGGUGGCGUCGACAAGGCCCAAAGAGCAGACGGAUCGGUUCGGUUUCACGGGCGGCAAGCAGUUCACGAAAGAUUCGGACUGGAACACUCCGGUGCAGGUCAUCAGGAGACGAGAGAUCAAAUGGCUGGACAUGCUGGAUGACUGGGAUAAGUGGAUGAGCAAAAAACCCAAGAAAGUUCGGGAAAGAUGUCGUAAGGGCAUUCCUUGUUCGAUUCGCCCCAGAGCGUGGCAGUAUCUGUGUGGAAGCAAGAAGCUCUACGAGCAGAACAAAGCAAGAUGGCAGGAGAUGGACUCCUCCGAAGGCGACCCCAAGUGGCUGGAGGUCAUCCAGAAGGACCUGGAUCGUCAGUUUCCCUUCCACGAGAUGUUUGCCAAUCGCGACGGCCAUGGCCAGCAGGAUUUGUUCCGCAUCCUCAAGGCGUACAGUAUCUACAACCCGCGGGAUGGUUACUGUCAGGCCCAGGCGCCCGUCGCUGCCGUGCUGCUCAUGCACAUGCCGGCCGAGGAUGCUUUUUGGGCGCUGGUCCAGAUUUGUGAGAAGUACCUGACCGGCUACUACAGCGUUGGUCUGGAGGCCGUUCAGAUAGACGGAAUGGUGCUUGCUGGACUGAUGAAGAAAGAAUCGCCAACAACCCACAAACACAUGAAAAAGCACAAGAUUGAUCCAAUCCUGUACAUGACCGAGUGGUUCAUGUGCAUGUUCUCCCGCACGCUACCCUGGCCCUCCGUCCUGCGGGUCUGGGACAUGUUCUUCUGUGAAGGUGUGAAGGUUUUAUUCCGCGUUGCCCUGGUCUUGCUCAAGAGCACCCUGGGCCGGUCAGAGCAGCUGCGCGACUGCCAGGGUCUGUAUGAAACCAUGGAGGUACUGCGGAACAUCCCGGCGUCAAUCACGCAUGAAGACUUCUUGGCUGCUGAGAUGCUGAAGCUUAGAGUCUUUGAGAAAGACAUGGAGGCGGAACACUGCCUCUCUCUGGCCAGACGGAAGGUCAUCAAGGAACGGCAGCUGGCGCCCGAGAAGGCCGCGGCCAUGCAGCGCGACAUCGACCAACUGCGCAAGAAGAAACGCGGAAAGGUCAAACCGCCGCCAAACAGAGACCACAGGGAAGGCUUCGGAAGUUCAGACUUGCUGGCGCAAGAAAAGGCGGCCGAACAGAGCGCGAGCGCACAACGUCCGGAAGAGCCCAUGGGGGCAUGGAAUGAGCACCACCAAGUGUUGGAAAGAACUGCUCGUGCUCAGUCGCCCGUGAGCGACCCCACCAGCGGACGAACGGAGAUGGUCCGCGAAGUCCAUGUUGACAAUCCCCCGAGAGACUGGAACAGGGGCACGGCAGAAUCCCCAGUUAGUCCGGGCCCUGAGAAAUCAACGAAGAGCAAAGACUCUAAGAAGGAGGAAAAGAAGAAAGAGAAAGUGGAAAAGAAGAAAGGGAAAUCCCACUCCAAGACGGAGGUGAUGAGCAUACCAAGCCCUGGGACGGUCUUGGGAGAGGAGGUGGACGGAACAACAGAGCAAACGGACGAUAAAGACUGGCACAGGGGCACAGGGGAAUCCCCAGGUAGUCCAGGCAUAGAGCAACCACCAAAAAGCAAAGACUCUAAGAAACAGGAAAAGAAGAAAGAGAAAGUGGAAAAGAAGAAAGGGAAAUCCCACUCCAAGACGGAGGUGAUGAGCAUACCAAGCCCUGAGACGGUCUUGGGAGAGGAGGUGGACGGAACAACAGAGCAAACGGACGAUAAAGACUGGCACAGGGGCACAGGGGAAUCCCCAGGUAGUCCAGGCAUAGAGCAACCACCAAAAAGCAAAGACUCUAAGAAGCAGGAAAAGAAGAAAGAGAAAGCGGAAAAGAAGAAAGGGAAAUCCUACUCCAAGACGGAGGUGAUGAGCAUACCAAGCCCCGGGACGGUCAUGGGAGAGGAGGUGGACGGAACAACAGAGCAAAAGGACGAUAAAGACUGGCACAGGGGCACAGGGGAAUCCCCGGGUAGUCCGGACACCGAGAAACCACCAAAAAGCAAAGACUCUAAGGAGGAAAAGAAGAAAGAGAAAGUGGAAAAGAAGAAAGGGAAAUCCCACUCCAAGACGGAGUUGAUGAACACACCCAGCCCUGAGCCGGUCUGGGCAGAGGAGGAGGCAGGAAACACAGAGCAAAAGGACAAAAAAUCCAAAAAUAAGGGAAAGAAAGCGAAAAAGGCCGAGAAAGGCGGCAAGAAGAAUAAAGAGAAAGCCUCGCAUUCCAGUAGUCAGCCAUCAUCCCCGCUCGGCAGCCCCGACCAGGAGGAACCAAGGAGGUUGUCGAACGGAAAUGACCAUGCGGUAAAGGAAACUGUCAGAUCUGAUAACGUCACUGAGGCCCUGCCCGAACAAAUAACAGAGUAUCGUUUAUCGCCCUAUGCUGAAGUUUUCCACCCAGAAACAGAACCGGUCCCAGUUGUCACGGGAACCAAUAACACUGAGGAUUUGCCUGGUAUCCCGACACGGUCACCGGCUGAAGAACAACAAACUUCACCAUCGUCCAGACAGGCAUCGCAGCAUCAGGAUCACCAUGACGACCAAAGUCAACAACACUUUGGCCUGGAGACACCUGUAUGAGAGAUUCCAUCAUUUGUUAUGUAACAAUUUGUUUUCUUUUACAGAAUUUGACAAGAGAUGGCAUAUAAAGUAGAACGGAUCAUCGGCGGUAACUCUGAAUAACGGUGGUUGUGGUCCUUUAAAUCCUGGUAAAAUAUCCUGCUCAAGGACACAGGUCUCUUUUUUUUUUA